Lycium ferocissimum is the source of this 1260-nucleotide messenger RNA. RefSeq lists its product as uncharacterized. NCBI's taxonomy places the organism in Eukaryota, Viridiplantae, Streptophyta, Magnoliopsida, Solanales, Solanaceae. The record is from RefSeq and is a predicted model, not a curated record. The transcript is spliced from 2 exons. The coding region runs from base 84 to 1025 and encodes 313 amino acids.
AAUUUCCUCAUUCUCCUAUCUUUACCAUAACCCCCCGCCCCCCAACCCCACCCUAAAAUAUCCUCUUGCUUAAUCUAACAACCAUGUUUGAUUCAAGAAACCAAAAACCCAAUGAUCAUAUACCAAUUCUUGAUCCAGUUACAACCUCAGAUUACACUUAUAACACUUACCAACUUCCUAAUUUAGCCACCAAACAUAGGCCUAAACAUGAUGUUGAAAGUGUCCAAUUUAGAGUUCAAGAAAAUUCACAACAUGUUGAUUAUGGUGAUGAAUCUGGUGUUUCUUCACCACCUUUAUGGAAAAAUAGUCCACCAAGAAGCCAUGCUCAUCCCCUCCAAAAUUCGACGAAUUAUCGGUCAAUUUCAUCUACCUCUAGAGCUCUGGCAAUAGCUAAAGGUCAAUGGGAACUCAUGGAAAUGGUCAAGAACAUGCCUGAAUCUUGCUAUGAGUUGUCCCUUAAGGAUCUUGUUGAAAAAAAUGAAGUCUUGGAAUCUGAUCAAGAAAAAUGUUUGAUCAAUAAAGAGGAGGAAAAUAUUACUAGUACUACUAAUGAUCAAGAACCACAAGUUGUGCAGCAAAGAGUGAAAAGCAUAAAAAGACAAGAGAGUACUAGUAAUAGUAGUAGUAAAAAUAAGAGGGGGAAAAUGAUUAGAAGUGAGAGUUUUGAAGAUAGGAGGCUAUUUUUAAAGAUGUUUUGCCCAAUUUCUUUGGAAUCAAAGAAGAAACAGAUGAAGAAUUCACCAAAAACAACUAGAAAAGUUUCACCUAAGCCAGUAGAAAGUACAAAUAAAUCUUCAAAAAGUGUGGAGAAAGAGUGGUGGAAGAGGAAAUUUUCUUGUUCAAGUGAGAGUGAUAGUAGCAAAACAGGUAGCAGUAAUAGUGAAAGCACUGGCAGAAGUGGUAGCAGUGGUAGCAAUGAUAGCAAGAAUACUGAUAGCAGAAGAAAUACUAACAGGAAAAAGAAAGGAUUUUUAUCCAAAGUCUGGUCAAGAUCAUGCUUUAGUAAAAGCAAAUCAGCAGAGUGAAGACAACUAAAUAUGCCUCUCAGCCUCUCUUGUUUGGUUAUGAGACCUGUAAAUCAUUUAUACUUACAAGACUUACAGAUGUGAAAAAUCCUGUAAAGAUCCUUGAUAAAUAAUCUUGUUUUUUUUUUUUUUUUUUUUUUUUUUUUGUAUUAGUAGAUUCACUGCAGAAGAGUUUUGCAAUGUAUCAUUGUAUAAUUCUUGGUUCUGGCUGCAACAAGAAUAGGACAUUCCAAAA